Vitrella brassicaformis is the source of this 1603-nucleotide messenger RNA. The record is from the annotation of a GenBank genome assembly. NCBI's taxonomy places the organism in Eukaryota, Vitrellaceae.
AAGCAGGAAGAAUGUGUGCGCCGACUAUGCGCUUGGAUAAAACACACCAACACAUAUAGAUAUACUUCCGCAGAACACGCGGAUGGUCACUUGGUGAAGAUCUGCGGCACUGCGGCCGUGUCUGGCCCUGUCGCGACCUGAUGGACAGGGGCAGCCACGCUGGCCGGCUGAGCCUGUCCACGCCUGCUUUCUUGGUACCCGACGACGUGCCUAUCACGCACACACACACACACACAAGGCUGAGCCCUCCGAAAAAGGCGAGCUGUUUGUGUGCCUGCCCACGCCUGUUUUGUCUCUCUGCAUGACCUACCGGUAUUCCUGCAUGGCGCUGCAUGGCCAGCACAGCAAGACGACGCACCGAUCACCGCAGCCGUCGCUCGCCUCGAUGUCGUAAUGGCUGACAGAAGCGCAGACACACAUACACACAGAGUAUACUCAGACAGACACGCAGACCCCCUCACUUGUCUGCGUGUGAUGGGCUCACAUCUAGCUGACCUUCUGAGCUCCGUCCGAUAGCGGCGGUAGAUUCUGAACAUGCCGAUGCCGACAACAGGGGGCAUUAUGCACAGGAUCCAGAGUCUCGACAGCUCGUCGGGCGGGGUUAGGCACAAAGCCCAGAUGACGAAACCCCAGAAGGCCAGCGGGAUGCCGCACAGCAGCAGCACACCCCACCACAGCGACCUCAGACCCGCACCCGCCAUCGCCCGGGCCUACACACGCAUUCAGAUACGUGCACUCGUAGCAUGGUGUGGUGUGUGUGUGGGGGGUGGGAUCAUUAUACCUUCAGGUAGCCCAGAAUGGGUGCGAAGAGCCAUCCGACGGUUCCCAGCAAGACAUCCGGCAUACGGGAGAAGCAGCUGAACAGACCGACGUUCCACCGACCUACACACACGUCCAUCCAUCAAUCCAUCCAUCCAUUUAUCGAGAAAGGCAGGCAGUCCUCGGUACAUGUGUACCCGUGGGAGUCCGUUGCCCACUGCUCUGUGCCGGUCUGACGGCCCAGUCUUCCGCAGGUGCCGUAUAUUUGGUGCCUGGGGCUACCUCUCGAAUGUACAGCUUGUUGCCUUUGAAGACCUGGUUGUUGAGCUCGCGGACGGCACGCUGCGCCUCCUCAGCACUCUCAUACUCACACACACUGACACACACACACCAAUCACAUCAGAAGUGUGUGCCCCUCUUUGUCCUGUCUGUCUGUCUGUCUGUCUUGACCAUGCUCCGAUGGGGCCUUGCUCAUAUCGCGACCUCAAAAUCUGCACCCUCGUCGCAGGGCACCUCAUGUGUUUCGCAACUUCCUCCUGCGCAGAACGGGGCCAUUUGGGAACGGGGUCAUGAACAAAGUGCGCAGGUCUGUCUGUCUGUCUGUCUGUCUGUGUGUCUAUACCUGUGUCGCCGUCUUGGGCAGGUGCUGCACGAACACCUUCCUCUCAGCAUUCGUGAUACCGUCAUCGGCCGUCUCGGCAGCCGCCUCUCUCAUGGCACCGAUGGUACCGCGGCCGCCGCCCAAGAUCUCAGCCAGCUCCAUCACUGCGGCAGCCUGCGGGUGGAGGUGGUUCAGAGAGACGAUGCGAUAGAUGUGUCAGAGGUCGAGAAGGCGGUAAGUAAG